AUGAACAUACUUCCACCUCCGACUUCAUCUUCGUCGUUUCCACCACACCCAAACUCCGGCCCACUAACCCCAUCGUCGGUGGCUUUCACUCUCACUCACAACACCAUAUCCUUCUGCUCGAUAGCUCCACCAUUCACCGCCGCUGGUCGACCCAAGCGCCGCCCGUUAUUCGUACGGUCCGCCUCCGGCACUGCUAACAGCUCCGCCGGCGACCUCUCCUCCUUCUUGGGCUCUUCUUCAGAGCCGUAUUCAACGCACAACGACUCAGAGCUUCUGUCUCUCCUCCGCAAUAGAAAAACCGAUGAAGCUUGGGCUAAGUACGUUCAAUCCACUCAUCUCCCUGGACCCACUUGCCUUAGCCGUUUGGUUUCCCAAUUAUCUUACCAAUCCAACCCCGAGAGCCUCACGCGCGCGCAGUCUGUCCUCACGCGCCUCCGCAAUGAGCGCCAGCUCCAUCGCCUUGACGCCAAUUCCCUCGGCCUCCUCGCCAUGGCCGCCGCGAAAUCCGGCCAAACGCUCUACGCAGUCUCCGUCAUCAAAUCCAUGCUCCGUUCUGGGUACUUACCACACUUUAAAGCGUGGACAGCUGCAGUAGCUAACCUCUCCGCUGCCGGAGACGACGGACCGGAAGAAUCUAUCAAACUCUUUACAGCUAUCACACGCCGAGUCCGACGCUUCGCCGAUCAGUCUUUGGUCGCUCAGUCUAGACCCGACACGGCGGCGUUUAACGCUGUGCUCAACGCUUGCGCAAACCUUGGUGAUACAGAGAGGUACUGGAAACUGUUCGACGAAAUGUCUGAGUGGGAUUGUGAGGCUGAUGUGUUGACUUACAAUGUUAUGAUCAAGCUCUGUGCGAGAGUUGAUCGGAAGGAAUUGAUUGUGUUCGUCUUGGAGAGGAUAAUUGAAAAGGGAAUUAAGAUUUGUAUGACUACAAUGCAUUCUCUUGUUGCAGCUUAUGUUGGGUUUGGUGAUUUGAGAACUGCGGAGAGGAUUGUUCAAGCGAUGAGGGAGAAAAGGAGAGAUCUUUGCAAGGUUUUACGAGAAUGCAAUAGCCAGGAUUUGAAGGAGAAGAAAGAGGAAGAAGCGGAAGAAGCUGAAGAUGCGUUUGAGGAUGAUGAAGAUUCGGUUUACUCGGCUCGGGAUGAGGUAACCGAAGAAGGGUUUGAGGAUGUGUUCAAGAAACUGCUGCCUAACUCUGUUGACCCGAGUGAUGAGCCGCCAUUGUUGCCUAAAGUCUUUGCUCCGGACUCAAGAAUCUACACGACGUUGAUGAAAGGUUACAUGAAGAACGGGCGUGUGGCGGAUACAGCUAGAAUGCUGGAGGCGAUGAGGCGUCAAGACGAUAGAAAUAGCCACCCAGAUGAAGUUAGCUACACUACGGUUGUGUCAGCUUUUGUAAAAGCCGGGUUGAUGGAUAGAGCAAGACAAGUGUUGGCUGAGAUGGCUAGGAUGGGUGUUCCUGCGAAUAGGAUCACAUACAAUGUUCUGCUCAAAGGAUAUUGUAAGCAGUUGCAGAUAGAUAAGGCGGAGGAUUUGCUGAGAGAGAUGGCUGAAGAUGCAGGGAUCGAGCCAGAUGUGGUUUCUUAUAACAUUAUCAUAGAUGGAUGCAUUCUUAUAGAUGAUAGCGCAGGAGCUCUUUCGUUCUUCAAUGAAAUGAGAACGAGGAAGAUUGCACCGACUAAGAUUAGUUACACUACUUUGAUGAAGGCUUUCGCAAUGUCGGGGCAACCGAAGCUGGCGAAUAGGGUGUUUGAUGAGAUGAUGAGGGAUCCAAGGGUUAAAGUUGAUUUGAUCGCUUGGAACAUGUUGGUUGAAGGGUAUUGCAGGCUUGGUUUGAUUGAAGAUGCGAAGAGAGUAGUUUCGAGAAUGAAAGAGAACGGGUUUUAUCCGAAUGUGGCGACCUAUGGGAGUCUAGCAAACGGGGUUUCUGUGGCGAGGAAGCCUGGUGAGGCGCUCUUGCUUUGGAAGGAGAUAAAGGAAAGGUGUGAGGUGAAGAAGAGAGAAGAAGGAGAUUCUUCAGAGCCUUAUCCUCCGAUGCUGAAACCAGACGAAGGGUUGUUAGAUAUGUUAGCGGAUAUAUGUGUGAGGGCUGCGUUUUUCAAGAAGGCAUUGGAGAUAAUCGCGUGCAUGGAGGAGAACGGGAUACCUCCGAACAAAACUAAGUACAAGAAGAUCUAUGUGGAGAUGCACUCGAGGAUGUUCACUAGCAAACAUGCUUCACAAGCUAGAAUAGACAGGCGGGUAGAGAGAAAGAGAGCGGCUGAAGCUUUCAAGUUUUGGCUUGGUUUGCCGAAUUCUUACUAUGGAAGUGAAUGGAAGUUAGGUCCAAGAGAAGACUAG
Microthlaspi erraticum is the source of this 2340-nucleotide messenger RNA. NCBI's taxonomy places the organism in Eukaryota, Viridiplantae, Streptophyta, Magnoliopsida, Brassicales, Brassicaceae. The record is from the annotation of a GenBank genome assembly.